AUGACCUCCAAAUCCCCCGAAGAUGCAUUGACUGCCCCGUCAAAACCCAAAGCCAGAGUCACAACAUCAUCGAGUGGCUACUUAAAGUCCACCGCAUCGACUUCGAACAAGUCUUCUGCACCAUCAUCUUCCAGAACUAAUAAUCCCAGUAGUAAACCUCCGAGUAAACCUUUCCCGUACAGCCGUGACACUCGGCCAUCUGGCGCCACAUCUCAUGCCGCCACCAAGUCCACUGCUGCCAAACCGACAUCACAUCGGUCUGGAGGCACCGACAAACUGCCCCCGUCUAAACCUAAAGACGCGAAAUCCGCGCCAUCUACCACUGGAGGGGGGGCAGGUACGGCGGCAAAGCCCUCCGCAUCCACCACCAGUAGUUCGUCACACUCGACGUUGAAGAGCAGCCUAGACAAAUCUGAAAAGGACGUAGCGCAGAAAGUAGAUGCGUCUCUUCAUUCGUCUAGACAGUCCAGUGUUUCUGGAAGCGUUUCGAAUAAGGCGAAGGAACCGCAUCCUUCACAAUUAAUUCAGACGGUUCCCUCUCCCCCUUCCAUCACAUCAGCCCCCACACUAGUGUCGCGUGCACCAGUCGCUACUAUGUCCCGGCCUUCAGACUCACUACAGGUGGCCGCACAGGCCUGCUCAUGGAUAUACGUCAAUGCUAGCCUCGAACAUGGUCUCUCAGCCGCUCAAGUGAAUGCUCAGGAGACAUUGAACGCCUUCUCACAGCAGCUCAUCGCACAAGAAGCAGGCAUAGCAGAUCACAAGCUCCGGUCUGAAGCAGAAAACCUGAUCUCAUUCUUCGAUGACCUCCUCGUGGUAAGCAAAAGUACCGACGGUGACCCUUCUGAGAAGACAGAUCGCGAUUUACGGAACGCAAAAGCCGUUCAGAACUAUAUCCAACACGAGUCGGCAUGGGAAGCGCUCGAGAUAGUGAUUCUGCAACUUGCUGCUCGUACCCUUUCGGGUCAAUCUGAAUCGGGCUCUGCUCUCUCUGGGGACCAACUGGCAGAUGCGUACGCCGAAAGUUGCAAACUCCUUGAUCAAGUGCGAGAUACCACGAACGCCUUGACAUCUCUGAGGAAUGAGUUAGACGCCUUGCCACUAGGCCGCGAAAGCAGUAAAGCAGCCCAAGUGACAAGUCAAUUGGUCGCAGUGCUCGAUGCCAGAUCCGAGAAUGUGAUCAUUGGGGAAGACAUACUUGUGAGAGCGAGAGAGAAUCUCAGAGCUUCAAUUCAGCUCGAAUCUAUACACAUGUCCUUGUCUGGAGAUCUGGUAUCUUGA
This is a messenger RNA of Stereum hirsutum FP-91666 SS1, 1281 nucleotides long. RefSeq lists its product as uncharacterized. Bases 1 to 1281 code for a protein of 426 amino acids. The record is from RefSeq and is a predicted model, not a curated record. Lineage: Eukaryota; Fungi; Basidiomycota; Agaricomycetes; Russulales; Stereaceae. The transcript is spliced from 6 exons.